GAAAACUUUAUUGAUUAUCAAAGAAUAAAUUUCAUUUCAGUAACAACGUGUUCGGAAAAAUUAUUUUGUAAACAUUUGUACACUGCAAACACUUGCCAUUCAAAUGCGGCCUGGCAAAACGAAAAUAAGCCAUCUGGUGCUCCAGUCCAUAAUCGUCAUGGGUGGCUCCGCACCCAAAAAGGUGAUCCUGAAGGCGGUGAGCACCACUGCCAGCACCCAGGUGAGGAAAGUAAUCGGCCCAGUUAACAAGGCCCUCAAUGAGUUAAUCAGGAAGAGUAAAAUCCGCAAACAGGAGGAUAACUACUACAUUAAUACGGCAAGCACUACAAGAAAGACAAAGUACAAGAGACCAUUGAGAGUUUCGUCCAGGGAACUAUUUGAAUUUUAUACCUAAGAGGGAUUGCUGAUUAUACGAAAUGCAGCAUUUCUUAUGUAAAUUUUGGAAUUUCCAUAUUUUAACAAAUUUUAGUACUGCAUGAUUUUGUGGCCUCGCACCAAAUUGAAUACUUUUUGUUGCCACUUUUACAGCCUGAAAUGCUAAAACUGAAUAUUUCAAGAAAUUCGGCUGUGUUAUAUAUUUAUGCAUUUAUUUGAUUGCAAAAACGUAAAUUUAUAAGUGAUUGUCCUUUCAGGCUUCCAACUACUUUCGUACGAAAAAUAAAUUAAUAAUUAAA
Molecule: messenger RNA, 674 nt
Organism: Drosophila yakuba
Lineage: Eukaryota; Metazoa; Arthropoda; Insecta; Diptera; Drosophilidae
Exons: 4
Coding region: 104-394 (96 amino acids)
Source: RefSeq, a predicted model, not a curated record